AUGCUUAUUAGCAACACCAAGCAUUUUGUUACGCGUCCACAAACAACUUGGAUUAUAUUUCAAAUAAAAAAACGAAAUAACUCCACAAUACCAUCAACAAAAUUAACUUCUAGUUAUUUUCAUCAUGCUUCAUCACUUCCACUUGUCUAUAAAACACUAGCUCAAAGUUUUGAUGACACAGCUGCUCAACAUCCUGAUCAUGAAUGUUAUGUUUUUAAAAGUGAACAAAAACGGUAUACAUUCAAAUCAUUCAAAAAUGAAGUCGAUAGUUUAGCUGCAUCCUUCAUUGAAUUAGGUUUCGAAAAAGGUGACCGAUUUGCUGUUUGGUUACCAAAUACAUCAGAAAAUGUUGCUAUGACAUUUGCUGCUUCAAAAUUGGGUCUUAUCAAAGUGAAUAUUAAUCCAGCGUAUGUUGGACGUGAACUUGAAUAUUGUAUAAACAAAGUUGGUUGUAAAGGUAUUAUUCUUCCACCAGCAGUUAAAGUCAUUGAGUCAUUAUCAAUAUUUCGUCGACUUGUACCAGAACUUGAUCACCAUACAAUAGGGCGUGAGCUUUCAUCAAAAGUAUUACCAACAUUGAAACAUGUUAUACUAACUGGUAAACAACCGUCUGUGCCAGGAACUCAUUCUUAUAAUGAUUUACUUGAACGUGGUGCUAAAUUAUCACAUAGUAAAUUAAAUGAACGGCAAGCAUCUGUCAAUGUUGAUUCUCCUGUUGCAAUAUUUUAUACAUCAGGUACAACAGGUCAACCAAAAGCAGCGACCGUAACCAAUUUCGGUAUGCUCAAUAUAGUACGUGCUCAAUGGGAACAUCUUGGACCUUAUUUUACUAGUCUUUGUGUUCCUAUUCCAAUGUUUCACAUGUUUGCCGAAGUCGUUGGUUUACUGAAUGCUGCUGUAGCAAAAUGCAAAAUUAUUUUUCCUGCUAUUUUACCCGAUACAGUUUCAACUAUGCAAGCUAUUCAUGAAGAGAAAUGCACGGCACUUAUUGGCGCUCCAAUUAUCUUUCGAGAUAUUUUAACACAUCCCGACAAAAAAAAAUAUGAUUUAAGUUCAUUAGAGUAUGCUGCACUUGGUGCAAGUCCUAUGCACAUUGACUUUUUACGUCAAUUAGAAACUGAAAUUCCGAUUAAACGUGCUUCUCAAGGCUAUGGACUAACAGAAAAUUCUGCCUUACUCACAAGUGGUAUGUGGGCCGGUGACAAAGAUCCAAAACGUCGAUUAGGAUCAUUGGGACGAUGUAUGCAACGUUUAGAAGUCAAAAUUGCUGAUCAAGAAGGAAUCGCCAUGCCUAUUGGACGACAAGGUGAGAUUUGGGCACGAGGGUAUUCUAUUACGCCUGGAUACUAUAAUGAUCCAGAAAAAACACGCGAAGCACUAACGCCAUCAGGCUGGCUUCGAACAGGUGAUAUAGGAACUAUGGAUGAAGAUGGCUACCUUUAUUUUGUUGGGCGUCAAAAAGAAAUGAUUAUUCGUGGUGGUAUUAAUAUCUAUCCAAUUGAACUUGAAAAUACAAUAAUUGAACAUCCAAGUGUUGCUGAAGCACAAGUAUUUUCCAUUCCUGAUGAACGUUAUGGUGAAGAAGUAUGUACAUGGAUUAAAUUAAAACCAAAUGCAGCUCCGUGUCAACCAGAAGAUAUUACAAAAUUUCUUGCAGACAAAUUAGCAUUUUUUAAAAUACCAAAACAUAUUCGAUUCGUUGAUAAAUUUAUAAUGACACCAACUGGAAAAGUUCAAAAAUUUAAAUUAUCUGAAGCAAUGGUCAAUGAAUUGAAAGAAACAAAAAAUAAAAAAUAA
This is a messenger RNA of Rotaria socialis, 1797 nucleotides long. NCBI's taxonomy places the organism in Eukaryota, Metazoa, Rotifera, Eurotatoria, Philodinida, Philodinidae. The record is from the annotation of a GenBank genome assembly.